AGCAAGACAGAAGAAAAAGAGAAAAAGAAACAAAACAACGAAAAGUAAUUGUACAGAAGUUACAAAGAAAAUGUUAUGUGGAGUAACUUAUCAUCCAGUUCCAGGCGAUCAUGAUGGAUCAGAAAGUGAAGAGGAUGACUUGGAAGAAGAAAAAAAAAAAUCAUUGUGUACAUCCAGCAAAGGCCCAGAGGAUCCAGUAACAGUUUGUGAAGAUCAGCCUAAGGGUGGUGAUGAAAGCCUAGAAGAAACUGCAGGGGAUUCAAGAGAGAGUUUACUGGUUGCUGUGCCUGAGGUCUCAUUGAUGUCAAGUAGUGCAUGGAAAAAUGAAUUGCCUGUAGAAAGUGACAAUUUGCUUUUAAGAGACGUAAAAAUUUUUUGUAACGAAAACCUAACCAAAAAUGCAUUAGAUGAUGAGGAAGCAAAACAAAGGCACAAAGACAAUCUCUGCAGUUUCCUAACAAUAAGCAAUGAUAAAAAUUCCAUCCAGGAAACAGAAGACAUUUCUGAAGAUUAUGAUAUGUCAUUAAGCACAGAAAACAAACUGGGAUCGUGUCAAAUUACAUGUGAGCCUGAUUUGGAAGCCAAGCUGGUAAGUUUAAACAGUGAAGAAAAAGAGAUCUCUGAGUGUUCCAAUUCAGAUGUACUUGAUAACAUGCCUGAUAACACAGAGGGCAAAUGUCCAUUAAAAACAGAAGAGACUAAUUCCAAUGCCUGGGCUUUUUUUUCAAUUAAUUUAUCUACUGAGGAGUUGCAAAUGGACUUCAAUACUCAAGUUUCUCUCUCUCCUUGCUCUGAGGAUAAAUUUGUAAGUGAAAAAAAAUCUCAAAAAGUGAGGAAACCUGAACAGACUCACACGAACAGUUCAGCAGAGCUAAACUGCUGUCAGUCAAAUGAGGGAUUGGUAAAGGAAAACCAUCAUGAAACAGAAACAGAGGAAGUUGGCAAUGUAAUAAGUAAUGGUCUGUCUGCAUCUCUGACUGGUAAAGAGCACUUUGAUUCCCUAGUGGAAGCCAGGGCUACCUUCAUGCAGGGUUCAAGUGAAGUAAAUGUGCCAAUAAAUGAUGAUACACCAAUUACAUGGAAGAGGAAGAGAUACAGGAGAAUUGUCAACUUAGCACCAAAGUUUAACCUACCAAGACAAAUCUGUGGUCAUACAGAAGGAGGGAAGGAUGUCCCGACAGGAGAAGAUAUUCCCCAGAAUAGUGUUUUGGAAGUGAGGCAAAAACACUUUCUAAGCAAGAACUGUGGAGAAUCACAUGAACAGGACUGUGCAUUGCAGGAAUAUUCCUUACCCACUCCAGAUGUAGAUGCUCUGUUAUAUAAUAUUUCUUACAUUCAUUCUGGACAAUGUUCUCCUAUAUCAAAAUUUGCCUCUAGGGUUUGUGUAGAUUCCAAAACAAAGGAGGAGCAAGCUACAGCUCUUCAGCCACAACCGGUAGUUAAUAAAAUAGAGGACGAAGGUGAACACAUUUCUUCAGAGGUUACUAAUGGCCAACCAGAUAUUUUGUCUUCUGCUGAAAUUGUUUCUGAAUACCUAGAAGAUUCUAAUACAUUGGCAAGCUGCAGUGAAAAUGCAAAUGGUGCAGGUGACUGUGAGCCAGCAAAGGCUUCACAACUUGAAGAUUAUCAAGAUGCAGAUACGAAAUGCAGUUUUCUGGGACUUCCCUUAUCAUUAGGAUUUGCCUUUCAACUUGUGCAGCUCUUUGGUUCUCCAGGUCUUCCACUGGAAUCCUUGUUGCCAGAUGAUUAUAUAGUUCCCCUUGACUGGAAAGUUUCAAAGAUGAUCUAUUUACUGUGGAAGACCUCUGUGGAGGUAUGA
Molecule: messenger RNA, 1819 nt
Organism: Ficedula albicollis (Collared flycatcher)
Lineage: Eukaryota; Metazoa; Chordata; Aves; Passeriformes; Muscicapidae
Exons: 2
Coding region: 71-1819 (582 amino acids)
Biological process (GO): negative regulation of transcription by RNA polymerase II
Cellular component (GO): nucleus
Molecular function (GO): transcription corepressor activity
Source: RefSeq, a predicted model, not a curated record